AUGGUGGAAAUCUGUGAUCACAGUGCUACAGUGAGUGUGACUGGUGUGCCUAGAUUGAAUAUAUCUGGUAGAGGUAGAGGUAGAGGAGCUAGAGACACCAAUGACCUCAUGAAACGCAUGGCUCAGAUUCUGGAAGCCAUAGUACACAAUCAAGGUGGAGAGUCAGCUGAGUAUAGAGGGUUAUCUGCCUUCACUAGGCAUGAUCCUCCAAAGUUUGAGGGUGGAUUCAACCCCGAAGGAGCCCAAAGGUGGGCGGCUAAUGUGGAGAAAAUCUUCAAUGCAAUGGGGUGCUGUGAAGAGAACAAGAUCCUGCCACAAGAGGAUGACUACAUCCAGUGGGAGACAUUCAAGACCAUAUUCCUGGGAAACUACUUUCCCCGGGACCUAAGGAAGCAGAAAGCUAGAGAGUUCCUUGAACUGAAGCAAGGAAGUAUAACUGUGGGAGAGUAUGUGGCUAAGUUCCAAGAGCUGAUGAAGUACUGGCCUCAUUAUCAGCAUGGUGAUGGAGAGGAGGAUCUGUGUGCUCAGUUUGAGCAUGGAUUAAGGCCAGACAUCCGAGCUGCGGUCAGUGUGUUUCAACUGACAGACUUGCCCACUCUGUUGAGCAAGAACAGGAUUUUCGAAGCUAACUCAAAAGGGAAGACGGUGGACACUAGGGGAGCCGACCCAGUGAGGCAAGAUAAGAGACCCCCUAGGUUCUCAAAGGGGCCGUAUUUAGGUUCAAAUAGCUCUCAGUCUUCAAGAAGUUCAUCUCAAGAGAAGAGCAGUGGGAGUGGUUCAGGGUUAAGUUCUUUCAAAGGACCGCUCAUAUGCUUCAGGUGUGGAGGGCCACACAUGGUGAAAGACUGCCCACAGCCGAGGAUAACUUGCAACAACUAUGGGAAGUCGGGGCACAUUGCCAAUAAGUGUUGGGCCGCUAAGAGAAGCGGUAGUUCAAGUGCAACUCAGAGGCCAAAAUCAAAAGGAAGUACAGAGUCAAGUACGGGGCAGAAGCUGAGCAUCUUCACAGUCAAAAGAGCUGAUCUGAGUCUGAAAUUGCAUGUGACGGAAUUGCCGUAUAAUGUUGUGGUGACUACCCCUACGGGAAUGGAUUGGCUUGUUGCCAACCAUGUGUUGCUGGACUGUAGGGAGAAGACCUUGAUCUUUGGUGCGACAAUGGCCAAGGUUCUAAGGCUUAUGAGCCAGGGAGCAUGGGAGAACACGGUGAGCACCAAGGCUUUCAUGGUUAUGUUCUCAAUAGAAACCAAAAGUGUGGUGGAGCUAGAGUAUAUUCCAGUGGUAAGUGAUUUCUUGGAAGUUUUUUCCGAAGAGGUUUCUGAGCUACCGCCUGAGAGGGAAAUAGAGUUUACUAUUGACCUCAUUCUGGGGGCAAGUUCAAUUUUCGUGGCACUUUACAGGAUGUCACCAGUGGAGUUGGCAGAGGUCAAGAAGCAAGUAGAAGACCUAUUGUAG
This is a messenger RNA of Abrus precatorius (Indian licorice), 1452 nucleotides long. RefSeq lists its product as uncharacterized. The record is from RefSeq and is a predicted model, not a curated record. Gene Ontology annotation, molecular function: zinc ion binding; nucleic acid binding. NCBI's taxonomy places the organism in Eukaryota, Viridiplantae, Streptophyta, Magnoliopsida, Fabales, Fabaceae. The transcript is spliced from 5 exons. Bases 1 to 1452 code for a protein of 483 amino acids.